Messenger RNA from Lindgomyces ingoldianus, 696 nucleotides. RefSeq lists its product as uncharacterized. The transcript has 2 exons. The coding region runs from base 1 to 696 and encodes 231 amino acids. NCBI's taxonomy places the organism in Eukaryota, Fungi, Ascomycota, Dothideomycetes, Pleosporales, Lindgomycetaceae. The record is from RefSeq and is a predicted model, not a curated record.
AUGGAUACAUCUCCCAACUGCGCCAUCUGCAAUGCGCCAGCCUAUCCGGACUGUCCCUGCGAAUCCGAGCGCCUUCAGAUCGCGGUUAAGCAAGCAGAGCACCGAGUUAUGGACGCGAAAUUGACCGAGAUACGCGACUGGGUGAUUUCCCAUGCCCGACAGCACAUUCUGAAUGCCUUCGAACGACUGUCAUCCGCUCGCAAACAGGCGCAUUCUGCCUAUCUUGCCUCUCUGCCCUUUUAUUCUGUCUAUAUGCAAUAUUCUGGACACCCACCCAUACACCCCACCGCUCUCGCCCAGCUACAGGCCCAGAUCUCAGAGGCACAUGCGGAGUUGAAGCGGGGUGUUGAUGCCGACUGGCGUGCCUCUGUGCUUCGCUAUCCGGAGGUCUUGGACUACUUCUAUGGCCUUGUUGAAUUACGACUACCCAACGAACGUUCGCCCCGGGUGGCGGAGCCGCCGUUCGCUGUGGCGGGGUAUGUUGACGGAGGAUACGAUCACUCGAGGAUUGGAAGAGAGGGUAAAAAGAAGAAGAGGCGAGAAUUGUCAGCAGCGCCAGUUGAGCGAGGAAGAAGCCAUCGAGAUGAACACAUAUACACGGCCCUAGGACGAACGCGAGGUCCGCCCCCGGUGCCUACCCCGCCCGUCCAGCCAGGAGGAUAUCCUCGACCACCGGCUCCAUAUUAUGGCUAUUAG